UGCAAAGCCUCAAGAUCGGAUUAAAUUAUUGAGUUUGCAAAUUAUGGACUCUUUUUUUUCUGAAAUUCUAGCGUCCUCAAUUGCCUUGCAGAGUUUCCUAGUUCCGCAGGUCGGAUUAUAGUGUAGUCCCCCAAUUGCUUUUUUCGACUGGCCAGUUAAUUGUUCUCCAUUUUAUUUCUACAAAAAGCAAUGGAGGCCUAUUCUUCAAGUCAAAUGCCGAGACAUAAUAUUCCAUGGAUAGAAUUUUUCCAUGGCCAUCAAAACAAAUUUCGGUGGAAUAAUCCUUCAUGCACUAAAUAUUAAAAACAGCUGCAUAUACAGGACAAUACUUAAGCCAGCAUCCUUCCAUAAUAAUCUGGCACCACGUUAUACGAGAAUUUGUGAUGAAAACAAAAGAGUUGUAAUAAAAAAAUGCAUAGAAAAAAAACGCGGUCGGCGCACUAUAACAUUUUGAAAGUGAUUUUAUGUUAUUGUUAGAGCCGCCAAAAAUGGUGAAGCUAAAUCGCAAGUUUCGUUUUUUGUUGUUUUGUUUUAGAAAAGCAAUGGUACUAAUACCAAUUUGAUGUCUUGAUUAUAUGUGUACGGUGGCGUUUAUUAACUACAUUUGAGGCAAAGUUUGUAAUAUUUGCUUCAAUCGAAGAUUUUUCGCACUCUUUUCUAGUCGCCACUUGAUUUCAAAUUACUCCUUGACUUGAUUAGACUUCGUUUUCAAUUACUUUUGUAAUAAAAAAUUAAUUCGCGUUUGAUUACAAUUUAUUUCUAAUUUCGGUCAACACAUUUCGUGCCUUUCUUGCGAGAGAUUCAUGUUUUCUUAAAACACAAGUGCUAUACUGUCAAAAACUUGAAGUUUUUUUGACCCGUCUCCUUAGACAACGUAGAUGACAAUAAUGACUGAGCAGCCAGUGUUCACUAGUAGGGCACACGUGUUCUUCAUUGAGCCGAACAGUGGCAAGAAAGAGUGGACUCCGGCGGGAGCAGCUGAGGGGUCAGUGCCUGUGGACAUCUGCUACGACCACACUCGGCACAACUACAAAGUCACCAGCAUAGUAGACUCUAAACCCGUUUUUAGCAGUGCGCUUUCACCUGACUACACUUUCAUCAAGACCUCCCACAAAUUUGGACAGUGGUUGGACACUAGUAAUGGAGUAUUGUAUGGACUGGGAUUUGCUAACGAGACCGAACUCUCCAACUUCUCCAAGAAGUUCAACCAGUACAAGGAGGAGUCCACGCCCCCACCUCCAGUCACGAAUAACAACAGAUACAGUCAGUCGAAUGGGCCUCUGCCGAACAGUGACGAAGAACCGAUUACAUUAGACAAUGGCAAACAGUACCAGAGUCUUUAUUCGGCCUCGUCGCCCUUCAAAGACCUAGACGCAUCUCCAAUCAUGGACCGGAAACAUCCGAACGAGGCAGGAGUCGGCAACAAGCCGAAGCAGGGAAGACAUAGAUUGCACGAGUUGGACGGCGACUUGAACGACCAUUCGGAUGAAGCCGAGAGACUGAAGUUAGAGUGGGAGAAAUCACAGCACCAGCUGAACCAAUUGAGUAGAGAGAAUAAGAGGAAGGAGGAGGAGAUAGAGGGGCUGAGGAGGAACAAUGUGAAGUUGACGAGUGCGAUGAGGGAGAGUGCGGCCAAUGUGGAGGAGUGGAAGAAGCUGCUCCACAAGUACAGGGAGGACAGUCUCGAGGCCAAGAACAAGUUUCAUGCGCUUUACGCAACGGGACCCAGUUACUAUGUGAGAAAGAUAGCCGAGAUGGAAGCCAAGCAGAAAGAGAGGGAGGAACAGUUGCGACUGAGUGCACUGGAAGACGAAAAGAUCCAGAGCCUACAGAAGGAACUACAGGAGAAAGACAGGGAAAUAGCUAUUCUGAACAAGGAGCUCCUCACAACCCAGAAUGACAACAACAGACUCCAGAUGGACAACAACCGUCUGAGAAGUCAACUGGACCAGAUGCGGGAGGAGUUGAAUAACAAAUCUGAGAAUGAGGGGAAGAAGAAAAAAGAGCAGCAGGAGAUGGCGUCCCAGAUGAACAGCAAAAUCCAGGAGCUGCAACUCAUGAACGCCACUCUACAGUCAAAACUAUGAAUAGAAUCAGUCUCUCGAAUGCGUUCACGAUUGUCAUAGAGAGACCACUGAAAUGUGAUUGGUCGGUAAUUGCCAGAAAAUUAAUUCGAAUUAUAAUUUUAUACAAAAAGACUUGCAAGAGUUCUUUACUCGCAAUGAUAUUAUUUCGGAGACGUGACCUUCGAACGAUCCUCUCUCCCUUAAACCGCAUUUCGGCUUAAUUUAAGCAACUGAGCCCCAAUUUCUCAAGUGGUUUUUAAAACGCAUAUUUCAGUUAUAGCAGUUUUGACGUACUCGGACAAUGUCGUGACUGCAGCGAAUCGAACGGUUUCUGGUUGUAAGCCGAAAAUAUUUUGUGAUCCAGAUGGCCCUGUUGAUAGCCGAAAGUUUUUUGUGAUCCAGAUGGCCAAAAAACUUAGAGUAAGCUAGGAAAUAACAUCAAA
This is a messenger RNA of Symsagittifera roscoffensis, 2509 nucleotides long. Its product is annotated as homer protein homolog 2-like. Gene Ontology annotation, biological process: G protein-coupled glutamate receptor signaling pathway; regulation of store-operated calcium entry. Gene Ontology annotation, molecular function: G protein-coupled glutamate receptor binding. NCBI's taxonomy places the organism in Eukaryota, Metazoa, Xenacoelomorpha, Acoela, Convolutidae. The transcript has 10 exons. The record is from RefSeq and is a predicted model, not a curated record. Gene Ontology annotation, cellular component: cytoplasm; plasma membrane. The coding region runs from base 879 to 2087 and encodes 402 amino acids.